Exophiala viscosa is the source of this 1401-nucleotide messenger RNA. RefSeq names its product homocitrate synthase. The transcript is spliced from 4 exons. Lineage: Eukaryota; Fungi; Ascomycota; Eurotiomycetes; Chaetothyriales; Herpotrichiellaceae. Gene Ontology annotation, cellular component: mitochondrion. Gene Ontology annotation, molecular function: homocitrate synthase activity. The record is from RefSeq and is a predicted model, not a curated record. Bases 1 to 1401 code for a protein of 466 amino acids.
AUGGUGACCACCAACGGCAACGGAGCCAACGGCGUUAAUGGCACAAACGGCGGUUCAGCAGCCGAACGUCCUUCGCAAAACCCAUACGCAACCGUGGAUAACUUCCUGUCGAACGUAGGUCGCUUCAAGAUCAUCGAGUCGACGUUAAGAGAAGGAGAACAAUUCGCCAACAGCUUCUUCGAUACCGAAACCAAGAUCAAGAUUGCACAAGCUCUGGAUGACUUCGGAGUCGACUACAUAGAGCUCACGAGCCCUGCUGCGUCGGAGCAGUCAAGAUUAGACUGUGAGAAGAUAUGCGCUCUCGGUCUCAAGGCCAAAAUCCUGACCCAUGUUCGGUGUCAUAUGGACGAUGCUCGUAUGGCAUGCGCAAUCCCAGGAUUGAGCGGUCUCGAUAUCGUCAUCGGAACCUCAUCUCACCUUCGGGAACAUUCACACGGCAAAGAUAUGGACCAUAUUCGAAGAACAGCCGUGGAAGUGAUUAAUUAUGUCAAGAGUCAGGGAUUGGAAGUGCGAUUCUCCUCAGAAGAUUCGUUCCGAAGCAAUCUGGUUGAUCUUCUCACAAUCUACCACGAGGUGGACAAGAUCGGUGUCAACCGAGUGGGCAUCGCAGACACAGUCGGGUGUGCUUCACCUCGACAAGUCUAUGACCUUGUACGAACACUUCGUGGUGUGGUAUCCUGCGAUAUCGAAUGCCAUUUCCACGAUGAUACUGGCUGUGCAACUGCCAAUGCUUUCUGUGCAUUGGAAGCUGGCGCUACACACAUCGACACAUCCGUCCUGGGCAUUGGCGAGCGAAACGGAAUCACUCCCCUCGGUGGUCUGAUGGCACGAAUGAUCGUCGGCGAUCGAGAUUACGUCAAGAGCAAGUAUAAGCUUGAGAAGCUCAAGGACAUUGAGAACUUGGUUGCCUCAGCCGUCGAGAUCAACGUCCCUUUCAACAACCCGAUUACUGGAUUCUGUGCCUUCACCCACAAGGCAGGCAUUCAUGCCAAAGCAAUUCUUAACAACCCUUCCACAUACGAGAUAUUGAACCCCUCGGAUUUCGGGCUAUCUCGAUACGUACAUUUCGCAAGUCGUCUGACUGGCUGGAAUGCAAUCAAGAGUCGAUGCGAACAGCUCGGGCUGCAUAUGUCUGACAUCGAAUACAAGCAAUGCACUGCAAAGGUCAAGGCUUUGGCUGAUAUUCGCAAAUUGACCCUGGACGAUACCGAUGCUAUCAUCCGCAAUUUCCACAAGAACGUUACUGCUGGUGCCGACGUGCCUUUGGUCGAAGGCCUGACUCAAGGAGAGAAGCGCCUAUUGGAGGAGGAGGAGGCCGUUCUUGACCAGGCUGCAAACAAGAAGGCCAAGUUGGACUCGGUCGCUGCCGGGUUGCCUAUCGAUGCUGCAAAUGGCGUGUAG